UGGACAGUUUUGCUGUUUAAAGAAGUGGUUUUUUUUUUAGUUGAGUAACAUUUUAAAAACCACAUAUGUGAAGAGGAAGUGUCUCAAGAAUGAACUUAGUGCAAAGCCAGAUGUGUUUCUGAACACCAGUUGAAGAUCACAGUGAAGCUAUAUGCAGCUAUGUGGAACAGAAAGCAGGGGAACCUUCAACUCUUUACAGGCUUUAUCUUUACUCUUGUCUUGACCUCAUCAGCAUUCUCAACAGGUCAGAUCAGGCUGGCAGGACGUGGAUCAACUCGAUGCUCUGGAAGGGUUGAAGUUUACUACAGAUAUUCCUGGGGAACGGUCUGUGAUGAUAACUGGGACAUAGCUGAUGCUGAAGUGGUUUGUAGACAGCUGGGCUGUGGUCCGCCCAUCAGUGUAGUUGGUUCUACUCACUUUGGUCAAGGAUUUGGUCCAAUCUUGCUUGAUGAUGUUCGGUGCUCAGGAGAUGAAAGCUCUCUAACCAACUGUUUACACAGAGGUUAUGGGACACAUGACUGUGGUCACAGUGAGGAUGCUGGUGUGAUCUGUUCAGAUUCUGGGAUCAGAUUGACUGGAUCAACUUCCUGCUCUGGAAGAGUUGAGAUCAACCACAGCGGCCAAUGGGGAACAGUGUGUGAUAACAGCUGGGAUCUAUCUGAUGCCCAGGUGGUCUGCAGACAGUUAUCCUGUGGUUUAGCAUUAAACGCCACUUCAUCAGCUGUUUUUGGUGAAGGAACUGGUCAAAUCUGGCUUGAGGAAGUGAACUGUACAGGAAGUGAAAGCUCUCUAACUGACUGUCAGCAUCCAGGGUUUGGGACACACAAGUGUAAACACAAUGAGGACGCUGGUGUGAUCUGUUCAGGUCCGGUCAGGUUGGCAGGUACUGGAUCAACUCGUUGCUCUGGAAGAGUUGAAGUCCUCUUUAGAAAUACCUGGGGAACGGUCUGUGAUGACGACUGGGGCAUUGCUGAUGCUGGUGUGGUUUGUAGACAGCUGGGCUGUGGUACAGCACUCAAUGCAACGGGCUCUGCAUACUUUGGUCAAGGAGAUGGACCAAUCUGGCUUGAUGAUGUUCGGUGCUCAGGACAUGAAGGCUCUCUAACCAGCUGUGGACACGAAGGUCAAGGGAAACACAACUGUAAUCAUCGUGAGGAUGCUGGUGUGGUCUGUUCAGACUCUGUUAUCAGAUUGACUGGAUCGACUUCCUGCUCUGGAAGAGUUGAAAUCAACCACAACGGCCAAUGGGGAACAAUCUGUGAUGACAACUGGGAUCUAUCUGAUGCUCAGGUGGUCUGCAGACAGUUAUCCUGUGGUUCAGCAUUAAGUGCCACUUCAUCAGUUGCUUUUGGUCUAGGAACUGGUCAAAUCUGGCUUGAUGACGUGAACUGUACAGGAAGUGAAACCUCUCUAACUGACUGUCAGCAUCCAGGGUUUGGGACACACAACUGUGGACACAAUGAGGACGCCGGAGUGGUCUGUUCAGCAAAUUUUCCAAAUCCCCAGAUCUCUAUUAGCCCUGCUGCUGUGGUCAUCUUGGGUCAACAAGUCAGCAUCACUUGUUCUAUUGCAGCUGCACCUUUAAGUGGAACAUUUAUUCUCCAAAAGACUUCAGGAUCAUUCAGAAUGAAUCAGUCAUCAGAUUCCAACUCUGCUUCCUUCAACAUCCCUAAAGUGUCUGUUGAUCAUUAUGGAGAAUUUCAGUGUCAGUAUGAGAAAAGGAUGUCAAACCAAACAUUCUCCUUCCUCAGUAACUCUGUUAAUCUUACAGUGAGACUUCCAAAGCCCAACAUCUCUAUAAGCCCUGCUGAGGUCAUCUGGGGUCAACAACUCAACAUCACUUGUUCUGUUGAAGCUUCACCUUUCAGUGGAACAUUUAUCCUCCGACAGACUUCAGGAUCAUUUAGAAUGACUCAGUCAUCAAAUUCCUCGUCUGCUACCUUCAGCAUAUCUAAAGUGACCGUGGGUCAUGAUGGAGAAUUCAAAUGUCAGUAUGAGAAAAGGAUGUCAAACCAAACAUUGACUUCUGUCUACAGUGACUUUGUUCGUCUUACUGUGAACCUUCCAAAGCCCAACAUCUCUAUUAGUCCUGCUGCUGAUGUCACCUGGGGUCAGCAAGUCAUCAUCACUUGUUCUAUUGCAAUUACACAAUUUCAUUCCGGAACAUUUACUCUCCAAAAGACUUCAGGCUCAUUCAGAAUGACUCAGCCAUGGUCUUCCAUCUCUCAAACCUUCAACAUCCAAAAAGUGACCCUGGAUCAUGAUGGAGAAUUCCUGUGUCAGUAUCGGUCAAGGCAAAUAUUCUCCUCUGUCCGAAGUGACUCUGUUCAUCUUACUGUGAACCUUCCAAAGCCCAACAUCUCUAUAAGCUCUGCUGAGGUCACCUGGGGUCAACAAGUCAGCAUCACUUGUUCUAUGGCCGCGACAACUUUCACCUCUUCAAGUGGAACAUUUAUCCUCCAACAGACUUCAGGAUCAUUUAGAAUGACUCGGUCAUCAUAUUCCUCCUCUGUUACCUUCAACAUCCCUAAAGUGACCCUGGAUCAUGAUGGAGAAUUCAAGUGUCAGUUUGAGAAAAGGAUGUCAAGUAAAACAUCCACCUCCCCCCUCAGUAACUCUGUUCGUCUCAAUGAUAACCUUCCAAAGCCCAGCAUCUCUAUAAGCUCUGCUGAGGUCACCUGGGGUCAACAAGUCAGCAUCACUUGUUCUAUGGCCGCGACAACUUUCACCUCUUCAAGUGGAACAUUUAUCCUCCAACAGACUUCAGGAUCAUUUAGAAUGACUCGGUCAUCAUAUUCAUCCUCUGCUACCUUCAACAUCCCUAAAGUGACCCUGGAUCAUGAUGGAGAAUUCAAGUGUCAGUUUGAGAAAAGGAUGUCAAGUAAAACAUCCACCUCCCCCCUCAGUAACUCUGUUCAUCUUAGAGUGAGUCUGGAAAGACCCAACAUUUCCCUGAGUUCACCAAAUGCAGGGUUGGUCUGGGGCCCAGGAGGAGCAGAGGUUACCAAGGGUUACGGCUUCUCCUUCACUUGCUCCAUUAACCCCACAUAUCCUCAGGGAGAUUUCUCUCUCAUCUUCUCUGGGUCCAACAUCACAGAAACCAGGCCAGCAGUCAACAACUCAGCCUCCUUUAACUUCCCAGCUGCUGAGUUUGUACACCAGGGCAACUACAGCUGUGUGUAUGAGGUUACCAUGACUACACAGAGGUUCAGUUCUGAUGAGGCAGAACCCAUUACUCUCAUCAUCAAAUCCUCUUCACUGCUGCUGGUUUCCUCAGUCUCCAGUGGAAUCCUGCUGCUGGUCCUGCUGGUGUCUCUAGCAGUCUGCCUGGGCUGCAGGAGGAAACUUUGCUCUAAACGGCCCAUACCAUCUGACCAAAACCAAAUGACUUUCCAGCAGUUAAACACACAAGACCUCGAGAAUGAUUGUGAUGACUAUGAAAAUAUUGACAUUUUUCGCUCAGUAAAGAAGCUGGAGAUGGACAAAGAGUCAACAAGUGAUGAUGAUCCUGAUUAUGAGGAAGCAGACCCUGAUUUAAGACAAAUCAGUGUUGGUGUAAAGGAUUACGCAGCAUCAGAACAAAGAUCGGAAGAAGACGAAGAAAGCACUGAUGAAGAUGUCUAUGUGAAUGUUGAUGCAAUUUGGAAAGAUAAUGAGGUGCAAGUUAAAAAACAUGAAAAUGAGUAUCAAUAGAUGAAAGCUGAAAUUUACCAAGACAAAAUUAGUUAGAAAAAAAGAUAUUUAGCCUGAAAGAAUUUAGUUCAUAUAAGUAAAUGGUCAUCGUGAAGUCAACAGUACAUGAGUGCAUGAUUAUAUAUGUAUGUAUACCUGUAUGAAUUAUAUAUGUAAUUAUAUUGUUUAUUCUCUGUUAAAUAACAUCGCCUUUAUAAGACAGAUUGCAUUUCUAGCAGGCUGUAGCUUUUAAUAUUAGCACUUAGCAGACUUACCAUUAACUUGAAAGUCAUCACUUUUGCAUAGAUCCUUCCUUUCACCAUAUGUUAUCCAGAAGAUUGCCUGAUUCAACAGACCACACAUCUCUGUAGAAAAUACUGUCCUUCAUAGAAUCUUUGCACAUUUUCUUUCCUAACUUAAUGUUUAAAGUCCUGAAAAAAUAAAUAGCUAGCUAAAGUCUUCUUCCUAAAGUGAAAACGUCCACACUGAAGAGUUUUGUGGUUUGGGUGACCUGAUUGUGUUUGGUUUGGCAUGAAUACUUGAUCAGAUCAAAACACCUAAUUGAAAGAACAAUGGUCGCCAUGUAGUCAUGUGUCGAGUUGUGGGAGGACAAAAAAUUUGAACAAGUGAUUUAUUAAAUGACGAAAAACUAACAAGAGAGGAGACAGGAAGGACUGAGUGAUAUUUCAGCUGGAGAGGCAAUUCUUUAAAAAAGGAGGUGAUGCAUUAGGAACAGGGGCAACUGUAAAAGAAAGCAAGUAACUGAAACUGAGCUAGGAGAAAAUGGCUGACCAAAAACACCACAGAACAAAGAAAACAGAAACAGAACACCAGGCUUCAUCAGAAAUAAUUAAAAUUCAAACCAAAACAAAAGUAAUAGAGGAAGUAAAACACAGACUUCUGGGAAAGACACGUUUUAAAAGAAAACAAGAAAUAAGAUUGAGAGAGAGAAUGAGUCAGAGCAUUUCUCCUUUUUCGUAGGUAAAAUUUAAAAAGACCUGAAAAAGAAUUCAUAUUUCCUUUUAUGAAAUAUCAGAACACAUUCGCAGUUUUCUUAAUAUAUUAUGAUAUAUUGUGAAUUUAUUUAGUUUUGCUAAAGUUAUCAAUUUGUCAUUCUUUCCAUAAGCUUAUAGACUGUCCUUAUUACUAUUUUUACUUUAAGCAGUGUAAUUAUAAAAGUAGAAAUGCUUCCAUAAUGUUCCAUGUGUUUAACUGUAAAAAACUUAAAUUUAGUUAACUUCAUAUCAAAAUAAUUACUUGAAAGACAAAUUAAAUACUGAUGUAGCCCAU
Messenger RNA from Poecilia latipinna (sailfin molly), 4962 nucleotides. RefSeq lists its product as uncharacterized. The record is from RefSeq and is a predicted model, not a curated record. The coding region runs from base 160 to 3693 and encodes 1177 amino acids. Gene Ontology annotation, biological process: zymogen activation. Gene Ontology annotation, molecular function: serine-type endopeptidase activity. Gene Ontology annotation, cellular component: plasma membrane. NCBI's taxonomy places the organism in Eukaryota, Metazoa, Chordata, Actinopteri, Cyprinodontiformes, Poeciliidae. The transcript is spliced from 14 exons.